AUGCGUGAUAAUUCACAGUCAUUACGUGUCGUAGCAUUGAUAAGUGGUGGUAAAGACAGCACAUAUAAUAUGGUACAAUGUACAAAAGACAAUCAUCAAAUUAUCGCAUUAGCUAAUUUAUAUCCGGAAUCUACAGACGAGCUCGAUAGUUAUAUGUAUCAAAGUGUUGGACAUGAAAUAAUAAAAUUAUAUGCAGAAGCAAUUGAUAUUCCACUUUAUCGAGCUAUAAUUAAAGGAAAUGCAAAAACAACAGAAAAAUAUUAUAGUGAACCAGUUACUGGUGACGAAGUUGAAGAUUUAUAUCAAUUAUUGUGUGAAGUCAAAAAACAUCAUGAAUUUGAUGCUGUAUCUGUUGGUGCUAUAUUUUCUGAAUAUCAAUACAACAGAGUUGCUAACGUUUGUCACAGAUUGAAUAUUAAAGUGUUGACAUAUUUAUGGAAACGAGAUCAAAAAGUGUUACUUGAUGAAAUGAUUGAUAAUGGUAUAGAAGCAAUAAUAAUAAAAACAGCCGCUAUGGGUAAGUUAAACAUUGAAGCACUUCAUACAUGUAAUAAAUUUUAA
Molecule: messenger RNA, 561 nt
Organism: Didymodactylos carnosus
Lineage: Eukaryota; Metazoa; Rotifera; Eurotatoria; Philodinida; Philodinidae
Source: the annotation of a GenBank genome assembly